Molecule: messenger RNA, 1915 nt
Organism: Oppiella nova
Lineage: Eukaryota; Metazoa; Arthropoda; Arachnida; Sarcoptiformes; Oppiidae
Source: the annotation of a GenBank genome assembly
AUGACCACGACUUCACCGCUAGAUUCUGUAGAUUCUGGUCAUCCCAUGUCAGUGACGGCCAACUUGACUGAUGUGUUGGCACUGUUCAACCGGUUCACUUGGCAGUGGGCACCGGCAGCUCAGCUCCACGCAGAGCAUGAGCUUGCUUUGAACGGCACAUCCCUGACCAACAGUUCCAGUGAUGGGUGGAACUCAUCCCUCCAAUUAGUCGACUGUCACUCAACACUCAAAUGUCUGAACAAUUGGAUUAAUUACACGCAAAACGAGAACAACUCCGACAUAAUCGCCGACACAGGCGUUAAUGUGUCCCAAAGUGUCGACUCAAUCGACUCAAACAUAUCCGCAAAUAUCGCAUUGAAUUCAUUAGAGAAUCAAACAAUCAGUUCCACGACUUUAGCCACACUUUUGAGCGAAAAUAGCACUAAAAUAACGACAAUUAUCUUAGAGCCGGACCUUCGCAUACAUCACCCCUUCCUGGCUGUCAUUCUGGCCAUCAUUUGUGUGAUCGUUGUGUUCGGAAACACUCUAACAAUGCUUAGUGUCUAUAGAGAGAGGUAUUUACAUACCGUUACCAACUAUUUCGUCGCCUCCUUAGCGGCGGCCGACUGUCUCGUCGGCGCUAUAGUUAUGCCCUUCUCUGUGGUCCACGAAGUCAUGAACAAGUGGUGGAUCUUCGGGCAGGACUGGUGUGAUUUAUGGCACAGUUUUGAUGUAUUGGCUUCUUCUGCAUCCAUUCUCAACCUCUGUGUCAUCUCAUUAGACAGGUAUUGGGCCAUAACUGAUCCCAUGACUUAUCCAUCGCGGAUGACACCCAACAAAGCGGUCAUUUUUAUAGCAUUUCUAUGGAUCUGUUCGGCGCUGAUCUCAUUCCCAGCGAUCUUGUGGUGGAGAGCCGUCCAAAAGGAGCCGGCGCCGCCAUACCGAUGUCUAUUCACGAACGACGUCGGAUACCUAGUAUUUUCAUCGACGAUAUCAUUUUACGGCCCACUCAUUGUAAUGGUGUUCACUUACUACCGCAUCUACGUGGUGGCCAGUAAGCAGACCCGGAGUCUAAAACUGGGGGCCAAACAGAUUCACUCGGCAUGUGAUACCUCCGGAAACAACAAUGCAAUCACUUUACGUAUGCAUAGGGGCGGCAAAACUAUAGCCAAUUCCGCGCAGAAUAACAGUCGUCCCAAAUAUUCUGGCGACUCGUCUGAUGAACACAAUCAGGAUUUUAUUACCGCCGAUGAGAAUGGUUUGGAAAAGUGUUCCUCAAUUAGGAGCAGAAAUAUGAAGACUAAUUGGUUGCCUUUCUUUGUAACAAACAUAUUAAUGGGUAUCUGUGCCGAGUCGUGCGUAUUCGAGCCCGAGUUACUGGGCUCAGUGGUAACCUGGUUGGGUUGGUUGAACAGUGCGAUGAACCCGGUCAUCUACGCCUGUUGGUCGCGUGACUUCCGGCGGGCCUUCCGACGGAUUCUGUGUUCGUGCUGUACGUCUGGACACAACCGCCGCAAUAAUCUCCUCAAACAAAACCGUUUCAGUUAUAACGCAAAGGACGGCAAACAUAACCCGAAACGAAAGUCCAACGAAGAGAUCGUUUUGAACAGUUUAGGCGCCCCUCAGAGCCAUAGUUGUGAUGAUAAUGGGCUCGGAAUUUGCGAAACGCUUCCCAUAUGACAGCCCUCUCAUAGCACAUGCCAUACCAUGGGAUCAGUUACUGAAAGAUCGGUCACAAGAGCUCACACUUCAACAGUCGGCGUCAAAACUGUUGUGUUUUUUCUAUACAUUCAUUACAUUGUGUUUCACUCAUUGAUAGAAGCGUUCAAAUAAUAACUCAAUUAUUCGCUAAUCAAUCAAUAAUUUGAUCCAUCGAUUAGCGGUUCAUCUCAGAGUCAAUCAAUCAUUUGUUAUAAUCAAUGUUUACAAAAGAGGC